UGUCGUCGGAGACAUCGUAAUGUUUAUUAUAUCUUCUCUUUAUCUCUCACUCGCUUUCUUUCAUCUUGUUGAUAUGUCUUUAUCUUUUUCUUCUCCUGUUAAAGCAUGGCUUCUGGAACCUAGAUGAAGAUCGAAAGGCUCUACGAGUUCUCCAGCCGGAUUUGGUGCUCUUCACAGGCAGCUUCUCUGUUACUGACGUCAAAUUGAUUUCCUUUUUUUUUUGAAUUUCUCCAUUUCUCUUCACACUACCUCUAAUGAUUUUGAUUAAAGUUAGAACAUUUGAAUCCAAUUCCAAAUUCUGUCAGGUGAUUUUGGUGAAGAAAACGUCCCACUGGUUCAAAGUGUUGCCGCUCUUACUUUCCCUAAAGCAGUCAUAUUGGGGAAUCAUGAUGCCUGGUUCACCCAAGAUUUUCCAAGGAAAGAAAAACAAAAACAAAACGGUGUUCAAAUGCAACUCGAUAUCCUUGGUGACGAGCACAUAGGAUAUCAACGCAUGGACUUCCCAUCUUUUAAGCUCAGUAUUGUUGGUGGUCGACCCUUUUCACAUGGUGGGGAUCGAUUGUUUCGGAAAAAUCUGCUUGUCCAGAGGUAUGGAGUUCAUGAUAUGGAAGCCAGUGCUGGGAGUAUUUGUCGAGCUGCACAUGGAACACCGGAAGAUCACGUGGCUAUAAUUCUCGCUCACAAUGGGCCAACAGGUCUUGGUUGGCAAGCAGAGGAUAUAUGUGGAAAAGACUGGGGGGCUGAAGGCGGUGACCAUGGUGAUCCAGAUCUAGAGCAGGCGAUACGACAGUUGAAGGAGACGACUAAGUUGUCGAUUCCUUUAGUUGUGUUUGGGCACAUGCAUAAGGAGCUGCAACGGGGGAAAGGAAAUCGGAAAAUGGUAGUGCAAGAUAGUGACAACCAGACUGUGUAUGUGAACGGUGCAAUAGUUCCAAGGGUUAAAGAGGCAAAGAAAAGAGGAGCAGCAGAGUCUGAGAGUGGUGGCACAACAAGAGCUUUCACAUUGGUGGAGAUUUUAGAUGGGAAAAUCAAGAAAAUAGCAGAAAUUUGGGUACAUGUAAAUGGAAGUAUGGCUAAGAUUGUGGAGGAAAAUACUUUGUUUGAAGAUGUAACCUGAUUUGAAAUUUAAACAAUUAAUUCGGGACAAGACUGUAAUAACUAAUUAUACAUUUGUCUUGGCGAACAAGUCCCUUUUAG
Arabidopsis thaliana (thale cress) is the source of this 1197-nucleotide messenger RNA. RefSeq names its product Calcineurin-like metallo-phosphoesterase superfamily protein. The record is from RefSeq and is marked reviewed. The transcript has 7 exons. Lineage: Eukaryota; Viridiplantae; Streptophyta; Magnoliopsida; Brassicales; Brassicaceae. Gene Ontology annotation, molecular function: hydrolase activity. The coding region runs from base 449 to 1117 and encodes 222 amino acids.